AUGGUCGCCCAGCCCCCUUCAGCCAGCGCUUUCGCUCGAAAAGUCGUGAACCCCCUUGGCUUCACCAAAGUCUACAACUUUUGGCUGUACAUAAUCUUCGGCGGAGCACUCACUGGCUUCGUCCUAGCCCGUCUCCCCUACCUCAACUUUUCGCACAACUUCUGCCCGGCCGAUGGAACAAGCGAGAGCGGAAACAGUACUGCCCCCGGAGAAUGCUACUACUACCUCAACUCUACCCAGUACAAAGUCGGCAUCUUGCUUCAUCCCGGCGGUGUUCUCCCCGCGAGUUUAAUCGCUGUAGCACAGUUCACCCCGUUUAUUCGGCACCGCUGGAUCCUCAUCCAUCGCAUCGGCGGAUAUGCCGCACUCCUGCUCUUCCUCGUCAGCCUCGCCGGCGCAUUCAUGAUAAUGCGCCACGCAUUCGGCGGUGGGCUGGACGUACAAGUCGCGCUCGGUGUUCUGGGCCUGAGUACGCUGGCCAGCUUCACCAUCAGCUAUGUAAACGUCAAGCGGCUGCAAAUCGAACAGCAUCGCGCGUGGAUGCUUAGAGGAUGGUUCUACGCAGGUGCUAUUGUUACACUUCGUAUUAUCCUUAUCAUCUCCGCGCAGAUAACCGCGAAGAAGGGAUACUACGUCGUGUGGACUUGUGCGAGGAUCGCUGCGACGGUCGCCCCGGACGUUGAGCUUGCGACGGCGUAUCCAGCUUGUGCGGCGUAUGCUGAUGGGUCGGAGCCCGAUGCGGUAUCAGCCGUAGCAGCGACGUUUGGGGCCGGCGACGCAGCGAACACGGGCGCAGCAUUUAAUGCGGGGUUCGGUAUGGCGCUGUGGCUCGCUCUUGUGCUGCAUGCCGUUGGUGUCGAGGUUUAUCUGCACUUGACGCCGAGAGAGGCACAGAGGUUGAGGCAGGUGAGCUAUCAGAAACAGCUUGAAGCUGGUAUGCGGAAUCCGGGUUCGGCGGGUCUGACGGCGGAUCGCUUGGGGGAUGCGUAUAGGUGGGUGCCGGAAGUACGGGAAGAUCAACUUAGUGCGAGUUCAGCGGAGGUUGUGACUGUGGUGUCUGAUGAGAUGCUGGCGAGCAAGUGA
Bipolaris oryzae ATCC 44560 is the source of this 1083-nucleotide messenger RNA. RefSeq lists its product as uncharacterized. The record is from RefSeq and is a predicted model, not a curated record. The transcript is spliced from 2 exons. NCBI's taxonomy places the organism in Eukaryota, Fungi, Ascomycota, Dothideomycetes, Pleosporales, Pleosporaceae. Bases 1 to 1083 code for a protein of 360 amino acids.